Molecule: messenger RNA, 1906 nt
Organism: Coregonus clupeaformis (lake whitefish)
Lineage: Eukaryota; Metazoa; Chordata; Actinopteri; Salmoniformes; Salmonidae
Product: G protein-coupled receptor 137Ba
Exons: 7
Coding region: 173-1420 (415 amino acids)
Biological process (GO): positive regulation of TORC1 signaling; negative regulation of osteoclast differentiation; regulation of autophagy
Cellular component (GO): lysosomal membrane
Source: RefSeq, a predicted model, not a curated record
CCCUCUCCCUCUCUCUCUCUCGCUGAGUCAGACAGCAGGGUUGUGUGUCUGAAGCAAAGGCUCCAUGGAGGGGAGAUAUCGUCUCCACCAGCCGCAAUAUAGCAUUGCCUGAGAGAGAUAGAGGGGAAAAAAACAGAUUCCCUUCUUUCUCUCCCUCGUUGAGGAACAGAGGAUGAAUGGAGAAGCGAUGGACAUGUCCCUGGAGUCAUCAUCCCCGGUGGUGGAGCAAGGCACCGUCAGGGGGGCGUCAGCGGCACCAGAGCCGGCAUCCACGGCGGCAGCAGCCGGUAACGGCUCCCUGCCUCCCCCGCCCACCAUGGCUCCGGCCAUCCCGCCCUACGUCAAGCUUGGCCUCACCGUGGCCUACACCGUCUUCUACUCUCUCCUCUUUGCCUUCAUCUAUGCCCAGCUGUGGCUGGUGCUGCGCUACCGCCACAAGCGCUUCAGCUACCAGACGGCCUUCCUCUUCCUGUGUCUGCUGUGGGCCGCGCUGCGCGCACUCCUCUUCUCCUUCUACUUCCGCGACUGCGUCACGGCCAACGCGCUGGGGCCCUUCGCCUUCUGGCUGCUCUACUGCUUCCCCGUCUGCCUGCAGUUCUUCACGCUGAGCCUCAUGAACCUCUACUGCGCCCAGGUUUACUUCAAGGCAAAGUCCAAGUAUACCCCAGAGCUCCUUAAAUACAAGCUCCCUCUCUAUCUGGUCUUCUUGGCAGUCAGUCUUCUCUUCCUGGUGGUCAACCUGGCCUGUGCCCUGCUGGUUAAGAUGACCGCCACUGAAGUCAAGACCAUUGUCCUGGUCAGAGUCACCAUCAACGAUACGCUCUUCGUGCUCUGUGCCAUCUCGCUGUCCGUCUGCCUUUACAAGGUGGCUAAAAUGUCCCUGGCCAGCAUAUACCUCGAGUCCAAGGGAACGUCAGUGUGUCAGGUGACUUUGAUUGGCGUCCUGGUUGUUCUACUGUACGCAUCACGGGCCUGCUACAACCUGGUGGUGCUGGCUCUGACCGACAUCGAGACCGUCAACUCUUUUGACUACGACUGGUACAACGUGUCCGACCAGGCUGACUUGAGGUCCACUCUGGGGGACGCUGGCUACAUCGUAUUCGGGGUGAUCCUCUUUGUCUGGGAACUGCUGCCAACCUCCCUGGUGGUCUUCUUCUUCAGGGUCCGCAGGCUGCCACAGGACAGGAGUGGAACAGGGAUCCCGAACCACGUGCUCUCUUCCAGAGGUUACUUCUUUGACAACCCCCGUCGGUACGAUAGUGACGAUGACCUGGCGUGGAGCAUCCCUCCUCAAAGCAACUCCGCGAGCCUAGUUACAGACUGCUACGACUGGGGCAGCCGCAACAGCAGUUUCACUGUACAAACGGGGACGGACGAACAACGGUUGGCACCAGUGACGGGAGAGCUCCAUCCAUACUGAGACAUAACAAGUCCAGGGUCGGGGUCAAUUCCAUUUCAAUUCAUUCAAAUCAGGAAGCAAAAAUUCCAAUUCCAAUUUUCCAAAUCGAAAAGCAAUUCAAUGGAAUUGACCCCAACAAUAAACCAGUCCACACUGCACUGUACAGCACCGCAAUGCACUUUUGUCAACUUUGACACUUCCCGACAGCAUCCGUACUUUGUCCAUCAUCAGCCACCGUAUUGCAUUAGCAACUUAGUGAUAAUGUAGACCAGUGGUUCCAAAACUAUUUCACUCAGGCCCCCCUUCCAUCAUUGGGGAACAUCCCGUUAGCUGACAUGGGCUAGUUGAUCUGGACAUUUCUGACAAGUUAUAAAAAGCCCUAAUGUCUGCAAUGACUGACAUGACAAGAGGAAAACUGCUGAUAUACUACCCAAUUUCAAAAUUGUGCCUUGUGCAUUCUACUAUUACAACUUUCAAGAGUAAGUUGAAAGCCUGACUGAGUUCCUU